Messenger RNA from Nicotiana tabacum (common tobacco), 1862 nucleotides. Its product is annotated as serine/threonine-protein kinase SRK2E. Gene Ontology annotation, molecular function: ATP binding; protein serine/threonine kinase activity. Gene Ontology annotation, cellular component: nucleus. The record is from RefSeq and is a predicted model, not a curated record. NCBI's taxonomy places the organism in Eukaryota, Viridiplantae, Streptophyta, Magnoliopsida, Solanales, Solanaceae. Gene Ontology annotation, biological process: protein phosphorylation.
UGUACAACCUUAUCUACUAAGCCAAAGGGCAAAGGUUCACCUUCGCAUAUUCUGACGCCAACCUGUCCCUUAAUUUAAGUUAAAGAGGUCACCUUCGUCAUUUCAGUUCACACAAAGUAUUGCCACCUUAUUUCACUGAUUCAGAGAGAACCGAAACUAUUAUUAUAGCUUUAUAAAAAAGCUUAUUUAUUAUAGUACUACUGCCUACUCAUCCCUGUCCCCCUUCUGGAAUUCCAAAGAAGAACAAGUUGUUCAAACACUCACUUCGUCAACUAUUUUAAAUAUACAUAUAUGCGAGCCGAAAAUAAAUUGUGAUUUGAUUAUUACUUUGUGUUAUAAUCGACGAGUGUAUUUAUGCAUACAGUUCAAGUCGAGGGCAAGUAAAGUUGCUGUGGUAAAGUGAAGACUUGUUCACGGGUUUGGAGCUCAUCACUAAGCGCUAUUCACCUUUUCUUUUCUUCUUCAAAAUCCUGUGGUUCAUCCUUUACCAUGUAGCGGAUGAUAUAUGAUGUCAAUAUGAGGUUCGGCUGAAGGAGAGUUGUAGAGAAAGAUAAGUUAUGGAUCGGACGGCGCUAACGGUGGGACCAGGGAUGGACGUACCGAUCAUGCACGAUAGUGAUAGAUACGAGCUUGUUCGAGACAUCGGUUCGGGGAAUUUCGGAGUAGCAAGGCUUAUGAGAGAUAGGCAGACUAAUGAGCUUGUUGCUGUUAAGUAUAUAGAGCGAGGUGCUAAGAUUGAUGAAAAUGUCCAGAGAGAAAUCAUCAACCACAGAUCAUUGAGGCACCCUAACAUAGUCAGAUUCAAGGAGGUCAUACUGACCCCAACUCAUCUGGCUAUAGUGAUGGAAUUUGCAUCUGGUGGAGAGCUAUUUGAGCGAAUAUGCAAUGCAGGCCGGUUCAGUGAGGAUGAGGCACGCUUUUUCUUUCAACAACUCGUAUCAGGGGUCAGCUAUUGUCAUGCCAUGCAAGUUUGCCACCGAGACUUGAAAUUGGAGAACACAUUACUGGACGGAAGCCCGGCACCAAGGCUAAAAAUUUGUGAUUUUGGAUAUUCAAAGUCCUCAGUGUUGCAUUCGCAGCCAAAGUCAACUGUCGGCACACCUGCAUAUAUUGCUCCUGAGGUCUUACUCAAGAAAGAAUAUGAUGGGAAGAUUGCAGAUGUAUGGUCUUGCGGCGUGACUUUGUAUGUCAUGCUUGUGGGAGCUUACCCUUUUGAAGACCCAGAGGAGCCUAAGAAUUUUCGCAAGACAAUACAACGAAUCUUGAAUGUACAAUAUUCAAUUCCAGAUUAUGUCCACAUAUCUGCUGAAUGUCGUCAUCUGAUCUCAAGAAUAUUUGUGGCUGAUCCUGCAAAGAGGAUAACGAUGCCUGAGAUCAAGAACCAUGAGUGGUUCUUGAAGAACCUCCCUGCAGAUCUCAUGGAUAACAAUACAAACAAUCAGUUUGAAGAGCCAGAUCAACCUAUGCAGAGUAUUGAUGAAAUCAUGCAGAUAAUAGCCGAGGCCACGAUUCCUGCAGCUGGAACCAACAGCCUGAAUCAGUAUCUUACGGGAUGCUUGGACAUUGAUGAUGACAUGGACGAAGACUUGGAGAGCGAUGCUGACCUUGACAUUGAUAGCAGCGGAGAAAUUGUCUAUGCAAUGUAAAAGAUACGCAAGGCCAUGUUGAUGAAAUGAGGAACACCCGUGUAGUCCCGUAGUUCUUAAUUGUCUGGUCAUACUCUUUGGUAUCCCUAUAUGUAUAUGAAAUGUAGUUCACACAUGUUGAAGAUCCAAUCUCCCCUCUCUCCUGCUGAAACUCUCUACUUGUAUAAACUACUCUGUAACAUUAUACAACUUGCAUCGUUUACCCUGUUGCCUGUA